Gymnodraco acuticeps is the source of this 1306-nucleotide messenger RNA. RefSeq names its product protein piccolo-like. NCBI's taxonomy places the organism in Eukaryota, Metazoa, Chordata, Actinopteri, Perciformes, Bathydraconidae. The record is from RefSeq and is a predicted model, not a curated record. Bases 16 to 1224 code for a protein of 402 amino acids. The transcript is spliced from 3 exons.
CUGGUACCUACUGAGAUGACAUGUCAGGCCCUCAUCCCCCCCUUCUCACAGUGCAUCUUGUCUCCUCAGGUAGCGACUCGGCGGUGGAGCAAAGACGUGGACCGCUCCAGGUACGGCCCCCGCGUGCACGUCUGCAAAAACCCAAAUCUGAGUCCCAUCGCAGAGAAGCCGUCCCCCCCCAGACUGACUCCAACUGUUCAACAGGACCCCCCCCACAGCUGCACAGCUCCAAAUCACGAGACCCACUUGAACACUGAGUUUUUCAACGAUACUCAAGCGACUGUCGACCUGACAAACGUGCUGGAAGAUCCUUCAGAAGACGCUGUCACAUCUCCACCCUCCUGUACAGAAAGCGCCAUAGGGAAGAGCAGGAAGGCGUCGGUACAGAGGGAGAGGAGCAGUGGACCGAAGAAUAUGAAGGUCAGUUGUGCUGAGGACUUCCUGCUCAUUAACCAGACUGAAGGAACCACAGAGGAGCUGCGUGAAGACCAACACACUACAAACCAAGAGGCAUCCAGGGAGACCCCGGUGCCAGAGGAAGAAGUAGACGCUGAACAAAACCUCCACACUGCUGCACAGACUCCCUGCACAGACUCUGAGGGAAAGUUAGAAAAUCAUGGCAGUGUCGACGCUCCAAACUCAGGGGGAGGGUCUCGCAAGACUUUGACGGUUCAGAGGAAAACCUCUCGGGGCAGGAAGUGCUCUCGAAACAUCUGUGUGAAGAUGAAGCAGGCAGAGCCGCUUCAAACGCUCCCUGACGAGGCGCAGGAACAGGAAGACAACAUCCGGUCUAGCUCCGACAGCCAGGAGGAGGUGGUGGGGGUGGCCCCUGUGAACCCGGCCCCCGUGAACCCGGCCCCCGUGAACCCGGCCCCCCUGCACCCGGCCCCCCUGCACCUGGCCCCCGUGAACCCGGCCCCCGUGAACCCGGCCCCCGUGAACCCGGCCCACGUGAACCCGGCCCCCGUGAACCCGGCCCCCGUGAACCUGGCCCCCCUGAACCUGGCCCCCUGGCAGGAUUACUUACAUUUUGAGGACGUGUUCAAACCUGUGGCCAGCAGAGGGCGCCGCACGGUGCGCCGCAGCCUAAGGAACCAUGGCGGAGUGAAGCAUGACGGCUCAGCGGGGGGGAUGGUCUGGAUCCCCCACACCUCCCCUGAGAGCCUAAAAGAGUCCCGCAGGAAGACCAGGGGCCGGCAGCUCAAAGCUGCCCCCCCUCUCUGAAACUCCCUGAAGAAACCCUCAUGAGACUUUCAAAACUAACACCCAUCACACAUUCUUGCAUAACCCCCCCCCCCCCCCCCCA